CGGCAGAUCGCUGACAAUAAUGUGAGAAACGUGUAUCGUUUUACGCCCACACGCCUAUCGAAUGCUGAUAAGAAUAAAACGGAUUUCUCGGUCCAUUAACGCACGUGCCGCACGCAGCAACGAUGAGUAUUUUGAAAAAAAGAUUAAACGAGUUUGAUGACGUCCUGAACGCUGAAGAAAUAGAUCUUGUUAGUCUGAAACGAUUAUGCUUCCAUGGAAUACCAGAUGAAGGAGGGCUCAGACCAUUAUGCUGGAAACUAUUGUUAAAUUAUUUACCUCCUACAAGAGCUAGUUGGUCUGAAAUACUUACACGCAAGAGAAUACUCUAUAAAACAUUUAUCAAGGAUCUAAUUGUUAUGCCAGGUGAAAUGAACAUGGAUGGUGAAAGAGUAGAUGUCACUCUCGAUGAUCAUCCAUUAAAUUUAAACCCUGAUAGCAAGUGGCAAACUUAUUUCAAAGACAACGAAGUUCUUCUACAGAUAGACAAAGAUGUUAGGAGGCUCUGUCCGGAUAUAUCUUUCUUUCAACAAGGUACAGAUUAUCCCUGUAUGGAUAUUGUGAAUGCCAGUGGUCAGAAACGUUUACAUCACAGAGUGCAGCACACAGUUUUAAGAAGUGCAAAUGUGGAAAGGAAAGGACUUGGCAUCACUAAGAUAGCAGUUUCUGUUAAGAAAGCUGUAGAAGAUUAUGCACCUCUUGCAGAAGGUGGAGAGGCACAUUGGGAAGUCUUGGAAAGAAUACUUUUCCUGUAUGCUAAACUCAAUCCAGGCCAGGGCUAUGUGCAAGGCAUGAACGAAAUUGUUGGACCCAUUUAUCACACGUUUGCUUGCGAUCCUGAUCAAACCUGGAGAGAACACGCAGAGGCGGACACCUUCUUUUGCUUUACCAAUUUGAUGAGCGAAAUUCGUGAUUUUUUUAUAAAAUCACUGGAUGAAGCCGAAUUUGGAAUAAAUUCGAUGAUGAGCAAACUUACAACCCAAGUGAAGACUAAUGAUCCAGAAGUGUGGAUGCGUUUACAUCAACAAGAAUUAUGCCCGCAAUAUUACAGUUUUAGAUGGUUAACGCUUCUCCUGUCUCAAGAAUUUCCACUACCAGACGUUAUGAGAAUUUGGGAUUCUUUAUUUGCUGAUGAGAACAGAUUCAGCUUUUUGAUACACAUUUGCUGUGCCAUGAUUUUAUUACUAAGGGACCAACUGUUUGCUGGUGAUUUUGCUACAAACGUGAAACUUUUACAAAAUUUUCCCUCGAUGGACAUUCAGAUAGUACUUUCUAAAGCGGCAGCAUUGGCAGGAAAAACUUUAAAUUCGCCAUAACGUAUGAUUAUACAUGCAUAAGGAUCUGAAUUUUGCUCUCUAUUUCUUUAUUAAUCAAGAUGGAGCGAGAUUAUUAACCCUUAACAAGAAAAAGCGGGUUUCGGGCUCGUGAAUAUUAUUAUUAUUAUUUUAUAGACAAUUACUACAAAUAAGAAAGUACCAGUGAAAGUAUUUUUUUGUAAAUUAAUAUAUUUUUUACAAAAAUAGUAAUCGAACCAUUAUCAAAUCCAACAAUCGUCACAAUUUUACGUCAAUUUAAACUCUAUUGUCAAUAUUAAGUAAGUUGAUGAUUUUUUUACCUUUUUCUCGUUCAAGUAGAAGUAUGUAGACAACAGCAGACGAGAGAAAAUUUGUAAUAAGCACUGUCGUAGAACGAAGAAGGAACGAUUAUCGCAUGAGUAAGAACUGUUUCUCGUUAGGGGUUAAAACAAGUAUGUUAAUGCUGUGAAUGAUACAGCCAUAUUAAAAAUAUAAAUCUUGUUAUAUUAAAAAAAAAGAAAAGAAUGAAAUAAGAAUGAGUGGUUUCGUAACAAACAAUAUGCGAAAGGGUAGUCCAGUAGUUACUAAAAAUAUAAAACAAUAAAAAAAAUAGCGAAGACGCGCGAGUGCGUGCGUAGUAAUGGCUGAUUCGAUAUACAUUUUGUAACGAUCAAACAGUAAUAGAUUAUUAUCGUUUAUACGCGCAAUAAUCACGUAAUCUGUUUAAGUGAAAUAUAUUUUGUAAUCUUAUUUUUGUAAUGACCUCCGUCGUUCGUUCUAUGUUUAUAAAAUAAAACAACGUUAUAUUUGCAUAAA
Messenger RNA from Hylaeus volcanicus, 2108 nucleotides. Its product is annotated as TBC1 domain family member 13. The transcript has 9 exons. Gene Ontology annotation, molecular function: GTPase activator activity. Gene Ontology annotation, biological process: intracellular protein transport; activation of GTPase activity. The record is from RefSeq and is a predicted model, not a curated record. The coding region runs from base 123 to 1313 and encodes 396 amino acids. Lineage: Eukaryota; Metazoa; Arthropoda; Insecta; Hymenoptera; Colletidae.